AAAAUACAAAGCCCAUGAAGCCCACUAUAUAAGCAACCGUCUAGGGUUUUUUCUCCCCUCGUCUAUUGUUUCCUGCUUCCUAUCAGCAGCCCAUCCUCGACCAUGGCGGAACAGACGGAGAAAGCAUUUUUGAAGCAACCCAAGGUUUUCCUGAGCUCCAAGAAAUCUGGAAAAGGAAAGAGGCCUGGUAAAGGUGGAAACCGCUUCUGGAAAAGCAUCGGAUUGGGUUUCAAGACACCCAGAGAGGCCAUUGAAGGAACAUAUAUUGACAAGAAAUGCCCUUUUACUGGCAAUGUCUCUAUUAGAGGCCGUAUUCUUGCUGGCACUUGCCACAGUGCAAAAAUGACAAGAACCAUUAUUGUACGGAGGAAUUAUCUUCACUUCAUCAAGAAAUACCAGAGGUAUGAGAAACGGCACUCAAAUAUCCCAGCACACAUAUCCCCUUGCUUUCGUGUCAAAGAAGGAGAUCAUGUUAUCAUUGGCCAAUGCAGGCCAUUGUCAAAGACGGUGAGGUUCAAUGUGCUGAAGGUCAUUCCAGCAGGGUCUUCUGGUGGUGCAAAGAAGGCUUUCACAGCGAUUUGAGAGGCUUGAUUUUAUGUUAUCAUGCAGCUUUCUUAAAAGCUCAUAUGAGAUGACAGUGGCUGUUUCAUGAUCAUUUAGAUGAAGUCCAUGAAAGAAGUUAGUCCUUUUGACAACCUGGAUUAUGUUCUAGUCUUUUAAUACUUUUGGAAGUGAGACUGCAGAAUGCAAAAUGUAUGUUGACACAAUUUUGAGUACAUUUUUAACUUUAUUUGUGUGGCUGAUGAGUCAUGUUUGUUUA
Molecule: messenger RNA, 820 nt
Organism: Hevea brasiliensis (rubber tree)
Lineage: Eukaryota; Viridiplantae; Streptophyta; Magnoliopsida; Malpighiales; Euphorbiaceae
Product: 40S ribosomal protein S11
Exons: 6
Coding region: 103-582 (159 amino acids)
Biological process (GO): translation
Cellular component (GO): ribosome; cytosolic small ribosomal subunit
Molecular function (GO): structural constituent of ribosome
Source: RefSeq, a predicted model, not a curated record